This is a messenger RNA of Capronia coronata CBS 617.96, 864 nucleotides long. RefSeq lists its product as uncharacterized. The coding region runs from base 1 to 864 and encodes 287 amino acids. Lineage: Eukaryota; Fungi; Ascomycota; Eurotiomycetes; Chaetothyriales; Herpotrichiellaceae. The transcript is spliced from 2 exons. The record is from RefSeq and is a predicted model, not a curated record.
AUGGCUUCGACAACACCAUCACCAGAGCCAGUCUACACCCAAGGCCACAGUGCCAGCGUCUUAGCAUCGCACCAAUCGCGCACCGUGGCAAACUCGGCCUCGUUUCUACUUCCACACUUGAAGAAUGACAACUCAAACUCCCCCUUCACGCUGGUCGACCUAGGCUGCGGUCCCGGCACAAUAACCAGCGGAUUCUGCAACCACGUCCCGCCCCGCGGCAGGGUGAUCGGCAUUGACGCCUCCGCCGCGGUCAUCGCGCAAGCCGGCUCCGCCCACCCGGAGUCGACGUACCCGAACCUAGAGUUCCGCGUGGGCGACAUCACCACAGCCCAGCUCCCCUUCGCAGACGGCUCCGUCGACGUGGUCUUCACGCACCAAACGCUGCUGCACAUCCCCAUCCCCGCCGCCGAGCGCGUGGUCAAGGAGGCCCAUCGCAUCUUGAAACCCGAUGGCCGCGGGGUGCUGGCGAUGCGUGAGGCCGUCGCGCUCCUCUUCGAGCCCGCGAACCCGGGCACCGAUGCGUACGUGAGGUGUGUGGACGCCGCGGUGCGCGGGACGGGCGCGGCCGGGUUCCAGGCCGGGCGGAGUCUGCAUGUUUGGGCCGGGCGGGCUGGGUUUGACAGGCGCAAAAUGCUCGUCGGCGCUGGUGCGAAUUGCUAUGCUGGGCCGGAGGGCGAGGCGAGGUGGUGGGCCGACGUGCAUGUCGCGAGGCUGGAGGGGGAGGUUGGGGCAGGGUGGCUUGAUCGUCAGGUCGUGCGUGGGAAGGCUGAGAUUGACGAUAUGAAGGCUGGUUUGAAGGCUUGGGGAGGUUGUGAUGAGGCUUGGGCUUCGAUCGUGCAGGAGGAGGUUCUUUGUUGGAAGUGA